Molecule: messenger RNA, 1641 nt
Organism: Durusdinium trenchii
Lineage: Eukaryota; Dinophyceae; Suessiales; Symbiodiniaceae
Source: the annotation of a GenBank genome assembly
CGCUCAGCGUCUUCGCUCCGGAGCUGUGGGGACGACGCAGGGAGCGGAAGUCAUGGCAGAUGGUCGCCUGGCCGUGUCUGUGGAUGUCACCCAUGGUUCCUUCGUGGCGGGCGACGGCUUGUUCAUUGACAGCAUCGCCGUGGGUGGCCCCGAGGAGAUUGACCUCACGGGCUCCAUCAGUUACAAGGAGUUUCUGUCCCCAAAGCCUUGCAUCGCCCAGUGGUACUGUUGUCAUUGGUGGGGUGAGUCCUUGGACUCCUUCGUCUCCAGCUGUCAGACACACGCACAGCUGCGGCGGCGCGGGUCCCCGGGGUCAGCGGGCGGCUACUGGGUGGCGGCCUUUGCAAUGCGCCAGCAUGAGCUACGUGAAGAGCUCGGACCCGAUUUGAAGGAGUCUCCUUUCUAUGAUGCUCUUCGCUUGGCUGAUGGGAUAUUGCUGACUGUGGAUAGUGAGGAAGUCUUCCGUCGCACGUGGUGCCACUAUGAACUCUAUGCUGGCUCAGAUCUUAAGCAUUUGGAUGUGGUCUGCAACGGAGCAAUGUUGAGCAGGACUGGAUUGCCUGGGGAGAGCAUGGUGGCCAAACAAGAUCAAGAAGGCACUUUGAAAGUGGACGAAACCGUCUGUUCCACCUUUGCCUUGUUGGCGUGGCCACAAGCCGUGAAGAGAGGGCUGGUGAGUACACAACUGAUCGAGACCGUGGCGUCCGACGUCAAUAGAGAGGCGCUGGAGCUGAGUUUGGCACACCUUCAGGAAUUCCAAGAUCCUGGGAUGUUGCAAUUGGCACAAUCUCUACCGCCCAACUUGACGAAGCUGAAAUUGGGCUUGGAGGGCUGUCAUGAACUCACAGAUCAGGGCGUGAAGGCCUUGGCGAAUCGCUGGGGCACGAAGCUGAAGCACCUCUACUUGGACUUCGUGGGCUGCGGAAAGCUGACCGACGCCAGUCUCUCCGUGCUGGCCCAGAAUUUGCCACCCACACUGACAGACCUGGAGUUGCACAUGGCUGGAUGUGUGCUUGUGGGGCCUCCGGGAAUGGAGCUGGGGUUCGCCAUGCACCGCCUGGUGCAUCGCUCAAACCUUCGGGUCCGGACCCGGACUGCCCGGACAGGGAGACUUCCGAUUGGCCCGGUGACGAGUCUAGAGUCUGGAGUAGCGACUCGAAGAAGAAUGGAUUGAUGAAGCCCUCAGAGUCCAACUUUGACUCAUUUUACCCCUCUGUGGUAGUGGAUGGAUUGACUUCCAGGUGGAGAAAAAACGAGUCAGACCGAGUCAGACUGGACGUUUGGAUGUCCCCGGGGAUGAUUUUGAGAACUUCCUUUCCUUCACCAACUUCGAAAAGGAAUCAGCCUUUGGACUUUCUAGAGGAAUCAUGAAACCAUCGAAGAUGCCCAAGCUCUGCUCCGCUCGGCUCACGGCUUGGGGAUUUGGGGCGUGGGCCAGGGCUGUUGGUCCGGAUGAGCACCGGCAACCUAGGCACCUGAAGAAGCAUUGGCCCAAGAGUGUGAAGGUCUUCCGAGCAAGUUUCAAAGCAACGAAGUUGAAUCGCAACUUUAUGACCCUCCAGGAUCUUGAAGAUUACUGGAGAGAGUCUUAGAGGCUUGCGGCUUGUUCAUGAGUUUGGACUCGUUCUUCUUGAGCUUGUG